Molecule: messenger RNA, 812 nt
Organism: Humulus lupulus (European hop)
Lineage: Eukaryota; Viridiplantae; Streptophyta; Magnoliopsida; Rosales; Cannabaceae
Product: homeobox-leucine zipper protein ATHB-52-like
Exons: 1
Coding region: 117-707 (196 amino acids)
Biological process (GO): positive regulation of DNA-templated transcription
Cellular component (GO): nucleus
Molecular function (GO): sequence-specific DNA binding; DNA-binding transcription factor activity, RNA polymerase II-specific
Source: RefSeq, a predicted model, not a curated record
CACACUAUUCUCUCUCUCUCUCUCCUCUCUCUUUCUAGACACACACUCAAAGAGUCUCAAAACCCUGACAUAUACAAGCUAAUCUCUCUCUAUAAAUAUAUAUAUAUACAUAUAUUAUGAACCAAAUACAAAACCAAAAAGGUUCAUCAAAAGUAAUAGUGCAGAACAUGAACAAGAGGAGGUUAAACGAAGAACAGGUGAGGGUUUUGGAGAGAAACUUCCUCUACGAAAAGAAGCUAGAGCCGGAGCACAAGCACCUGCUGGCGGACCAGCUCGGCAUCCCAGCUCGGCAGGUGGCCGUGUGGUACCAGAACAAGCGCGCAAGGUGGCGAACACAGAACCUUGAGGUGGACUGCAUCACUCUCCAGCACAGGCUCGACACUGCUUUGGCCGAGAAGAGACGGCUCCAGAGAGAGAUUCUAAUGCUUCGUGGUGAGCUCGACAUGGCUCGCCAAGCUCUGCAAUUAACCAAUAAUAAUACCAAUACUAUUUAUUAUGAUAAUAAUAUUCAUAAUAAUAAUAAUGUUGUUUCUUCUUACUGUACAACUGAUCAAGAACAAGGAGAUGGACGAAGCUGUUCUAGCUUUUAUGAUAAUCCUCAAUAUGAGCAUGUGAUCAAUGAUUAUGAUCAUCAUCAUCUUGAUCAUCAUGAUGAUCAGGCUCUUCUGAUAGAUCAUGACUUUUUUUCUAACUUGAUUGAUUGGUAGUGAUAUUUAUGUAUCGAUCAUAUAUUAAUAAUGGUCACAUUAUUAUAUAUAUUUAUAUAAAAGUGUAGGUUAUUAUUAAUGGUGUAGUGUUAAUUUCUUCUAUUA